UACUUCAAAGUCGAUCCGGAUACUGGUAAUGCUCUUAAUUUCAGAUCCAAAGGACAGAUAAAUAAAAUAUCAUUGUUUUUAAUCAACAGUAAUGGAACACGAGCUCGUAAACAUUGAACUGCCGAAAAACAUUCACAAACGAUCCACCCCAGGCAACAAAUGGGCGAAUACACGAAUACGAAUUCGGGCUUUUGGUAAAGACAUCAAUAUGUGGCUUCAUCCCCGAGAUUCGUUGUUCGCUUCCGUCAACACACCCGUCUACUACGCAGAUGAAGAUAGUUACGCGCCUGAAGGUGUCGCGUAUCAUCGAGUGGACCACGCAAUGGAAGGGGUUGGACGACUUUUCGAGAAUGCUCAAUAUCGUGCUUCGUUCGUCAUCGGAUCGGACGCAGAAUCCAAUGAACCUACAAUCACGGGACCAGUUCGAGGAGAUAAUGCAGUCAUCGUCAUCAGGCCCGUGCCAGCGCACAUUGUUGAAGAACACUUGAGAAAACGUCGUUCAGCCAACAGCACCGAGGACAUCUCCUUAAAUAAGGCACGACACGUUGCCAUGAAAUUCCAAAAUGACUGGAACGACGACGAGUGGGAGACUGCUACUCCUGCUCCUACUGUCAAUGCGGACGGAAGCACGGAUCCGCCGAAUCUUGUGAAGCUCAAUCCCGAGGAUUUGGCUGAUUACGAAAAUCCCUCUUUAUUUCAUGCUCGUACAUCUUCGGUCGAUUACAGCAAAUCUAUUUACCCCAAAGUAUUUUUGCACUUCGAUUAUUCUUAUUUCAUUAAAUUCUGGGACUACAGCAGCCGGCAAUUUGAUAUGACGCGCUUCCUCGAAUACGUCUUGGCAUUCUGGAACGGCGUGGACCUGUCAUAUCGUCACCUCGAAAACCCGAGCGUUAGAAUUCACAUUGCUGGCAUAGCUGUAGCUAGAGCGUUUUGGGCAACACCGUACAUCGAGUUUUAUACGCCCAAAUAUGUAGACCCACAAAGACAAGGAAUCAUUAGAUUACCGAUUAUAGCUGAUUUAUCAUUGAAUGCUGCCGAAUAUUUCUUUUAUGGCGUAAGGGAACAAAUUCCGCUCAACACGUACGACGUUGCUGUUACAAUGACCACGCAAAAAAUGAAGAAACCUACAUUAGGUAUAGCGCCAUUCGGUGGUGCUUGCAAAGUUUAUCAUACUUUGAAGGUGCAGGAAGGAGUCGCGCUGGUUCACGAUAAUGCUGGGUUUGACGGGAUUCGUAGGGCAGCUCACGAACUGGGGCAUUUGUGA
This is a messenger RNA of Venturia canescens, 1264 nucleotides long. RefSeq lists its product as uncharacterized. Bases 92 to 1264 code for a protein of 390 amino acids. Lineage: Eukaryota; Metazoa; Arthropoda; Insecta; Hymenoptera; Ichneumonidae. The transcript is spliced from 8 exons. The record is from RefSeq and is a predicted model, not a curated record. Gene Ontology annotation, molecular function: metallopeptidase activity.